AUGUCGCUGAGAAUGCCUAGCCAGCCUAACGCUGGCCUCUUCAAACAGGGAUACCAGACACAUGCCAGCACGGACGGUGCCAUCAACAGAAACAUUCAGGCCUGCAGAGAGCUCAGCAAUAUGAUUUCCACGUCGAUUGGACCUUGUGGCAAGAACAAAAUUAUCGUGAACAGACUCGAGAAGGUGUCGAUCACAAACGAUGCUGCCACUAUGAUCAGAGAGCUCGAAGUGGUGCAUCCAGCAGUCAAAGUGAUGAUCAUGUCCUCCGAACAACAAGAGGAAGAGAUGGGUGACAACACAAACUACGUGUUGGUGUUGGCGGGCGAGUUAUUACAUCUGGCAGAAAAACUCGUGGUUUUGGGCUUGACACCAACGGAAAUCAUUCAAGGGUACAAUCUUGCCAACAAGUUUGCCUUGAAAGAGUUGGAAAAUUUGGUUAUCGAUCAAAUUUCGGACCUGAACUCAAAAGAUGAAUUAUUGAAGAUCAUCCAGCCAGUGAUCGCGUCGAAGCAGUACGGAAAUGAAAAGAAGAUCAGCAAUCUUGUUGCAGACGCAAUCAUCAAUGUGAUUCCAAAAAACAACCCAAGACUUUUCAACGUGGACUCGAUUAGAGUGGUGAAGAUUAUGGGUGCUUCCUUGAACAGCUCUUUCGUCCUGAAAGGAAUGGUUUUCCCAAGAGAACCAGAGUCUCAGGUGAAAAAGAUUAGCACGCCAUCCAAGGUUGCUAUAUACACGUGCCCAAUAGACAUAUCGACAACAGAGACGAAGGGAACUGUGCUGCUGCACAACGCCGACGAGAUGCUCGGUUUCAGCAAAGGUGAAGAAGACCAGCUAGAUCAGCUAGUCAAGGAGAUCUACAAUUCAGGAGUUCGUGUUGUUGUUGCGGGCGCUGGAGUGGGAGAGCUUGCACUGCACUAUUUGGACAGGUACGGAAUUCUGGUGCUCAAAGUGCCGUCCAAGUUUGAUUUGAGAAGAAUUGCCAGAGUCUGCGGUGGAACUCCUUUGGCAAGAUUAGGUGCUCCAAUGCCAGAGGAAAUGGGAACCGUGGAUGUCGUGGAAACCAAAGAGAUUGGUGGUGAUAGGGUCACCAUUUUCCGCCAGGAUAAGGAAUCGUCUCUCACGGCGUCGAUCGUCGUUAGAGGUGCUACGAAAAACAACCUGGAAGAUAUCGAAAGGGCCAUUGAUGACGGUGUUGCUGUUGUCAAGGCAGUCUUGAAGGACCCCAGACUACUUCCAGGAGCAGGUUCUGUCGAGGCCGAGCUGGUGAAACGAAUCACUACUUACGGAGAGAAGACCCCAGGAUUGAUGCAGCUUGGUAUCAAGAAGUUUGCCGAGGCCUUUGAGUUCCUGCCACGUAUCUUGUGCGAAACGUCUGGGCUUGAUGCUUCUGAAGUUCUGCCAAGACUUUACGCUUCUCACGAUGAAAACGAUGCUAACUCGUUGAAGUACGGAAUUGAUAUCGAGGCAGAAUCUUCAGGAGAGUCUCUUUUGGACGUUAAAGAGCACAAGAUAUACGACUCUCUCAUCUGCAAGAGAAACGCUAUAAACUUGGCUACUGAGGCUGUGUGUACCGUUUUGAGUGUGGACCAGAUCAUUGUUGCUAAGCGGGCCGGAGGUCCUGCCAUGCCUCAGCAACCAAAACCAGGUAAUUGGGACCAGGCUGAUUAG
Ogataea angusta is the source of this 1668-nucleotide messenger RNA. RefSeq lists its product as uncharacterized. The transcript has a single exon. The coding region runs from base 1 to 1668 and encodes 555 amino acids. The record is from RefSeq and is a predicted model, not a curated record. Gene Ontology annotation, biological process: protein folding. NCBI's taxonomy places the organism in Eukaryota, Fungi, Ascomycota, Pichiomycetes, Pichiales, Pichiaceae. Gene Ontology annotation, cellular component: chaperonin-containing T-complex. Gene Ontology annotation, molecular function: ATP binding; ATP-dependent protein folding chaperone; ATP hydrolysis activity.